AUGAAAUUUUUUUGCAUAUUUAUUUCUUGUUUUAUAACUAUAUCUAUAAUUAAAAAUCAACACAUAAAUCAGGAUAAUAAUUUAAAUGAGGUUCAAGAGAACAUAACAAAUGCCGAAACGAAUGAAGGAAAAAAUGGAAAUAAAAAAGUUAAGAAUGUGAAUGGAAAGGAAGACAAUACAAAUAAAAAAGACGAAGAUAAAUAUAAAGAUGAUUUAAAUAAUUUUUAUGAUAAUAAAUAUACAAAUGAUGAAAGUAACAUAGAAUAUAUUGAUGAUGAUAAAACAAAUAUGACACCAUAUAUUUCUCUUGAUGAAAAAAUUGAAGAAAUGAAAAAAGAAAGUCUAAAUUUAAAAUUUGGUGAUGAUUUUAAACAUGUUAACGAAGAUUCAGUAAACAUGGAAUCACAGGGAAAUGAUGAAAAUUAUGAAGCAACGAAAAAAGAUUCUAACAAAGUUUCAUUAAAAGACAAUAAUGAAGAACUUAUGAAUAACACACCAUUGAAAAAAGAAUCUGAAAGUAAAAUUUUUUUUGAUAAGAACGAACUAAAGGACAUACAUAAAUUUGAAGAAGUGGGAGAUAAUAAGUAUAUAUUAGAUUUAGAAAAAAAAUUAAUUAAUAUGGAAAACAUAGAAGAAAAUGAAAAUGAAAAUAAAAAUAAGAAAGGUAAAAUAAAUCAUAUAAAAAAUAUGAAUGAUAUAAAGAAAAUAAAUAAAAAGGAAGGAAAUAACAAGGUAAAAAAGAUAAAAGAAAAAGAAAACUCUAAUAACGAAGAGAUAGACUUAGAAUAUAAAAAAAAUAGUAACAUUACAACAAAUAACAAUGAUGAUAAAGGUAAAUAUGAACAAAAUGAACAAAUGAAAAUGCAUGAUCAUAUGAAUAAAAAUUAUGAAAAUUUAAAAUUAAAAAAACCAGAAUUUGUAAAAACCUUUUUUGAUUUUUUAACAGAAAUCUUCUUAAUAAUAAAAAUAGGAAUUAUAUAUAGGUAUACUUAUUUUUUGAUACCAUUAAAAAAUUUAAUAAUAUAUAAUAUCCUAAAUCAAAUAGAACAUUUUUUUAUAACGAUAUUGUCAAUCCAUAGAACGAGUAGUAAACAAUAUACAGAUAUAUAUGGGAUAUUAUUAAUAGUAUUUUUUAUAUACUUUUUAAAAAUUUCGAUAAGUAAAUUAUUUCAUAGUAGAAAUAAAAAAUAUGUUGAUACUUCUAGAAAUAGAUCUAACGAAAACUUAUAUAUCGAAAAUUUACUAAAAAGAAUUUUAUUUAAUUUAGAAAAAAAUAAGAAUAUUUCUAAUUAUGAAAAUAUAUUAAAUGAUAUAUUGGAAAACACAGAUAAUAUUUUAGUAAAUAUUAAUAUAAUAAAUAAAGAAAAUAAAAAUAUAUACACAGAUAUUACUUCAAAUAUUAAUAAUAUAGGUAUUUUUACAUAUAUUUCCACUCAAGCUUUAAAAAAAAUUAACUCUAAAUCAGAUUUAAUUAUAAGUGAAUUAACAACAAAUAGAUUGAUUGAUGAUGAUAUUAAAAUGGAUAAAUUGAAAAAUAAUUUAAUAAAUGAAUUUAAUGAUAAUCAAAUAAAUAAAAUAAAAGACGAUUUCAUAGAUGAAUUUGAUGAAAAUGAUAUGGAUAAAUUAAGAUGUAAUGCAUUUAAUAAUGAUUUUGAUGAAAAUGAAAUUAAUGAUUUUUUAAAAAAAUCAGGUGAUUACGAAUUUGAUGAUAGUAUAAAUAAAGAUAACUUCAUUAAUAAUAAUAUAAAUAGUAAAAAUGAAUUUUUUCUUAAAAAUACCAUUGAUACAUUAAAUGAUAAUAAAAAAAUUGCAUUAAAUCGUGUAGAAGAUACAAGGAAAAGUGAAUAUGAUAAUUUUAAUAAUAAUCACUUAAAAGAAGAUUAUAAUAAAAAUAAUAAUUUUAAUAAUAAUAAUUCAGAUACAUUCAAUGUAAAUGAAAGUAAUGCUGUUAAAAAUAACUUAAAUGGUUAUCCUUUAAGUGAAUAUAAAAAUGAAGAAAAAACUAAUAAUUUCUUUAAUGAGGAUUUAAAUAAAAAUGAAUUAACAAAUACAAAUAAUUCUAUUAUAAAUAAAAAUAUAGAUGUAAAUAAUAAGGUAAAACCAAUAAAUAAUAUAAAUGAAUUAAAUAAAAGUUUUAACAACAUAAAUAAUAUAUAUAACUUUAAUUCAAAUAUGAAAAACAUGAUACAUACGAAAGAAACGCAUAAUUAUGAAAGUGAUUUGAUACAUAAUCAAAAUAAUUCCACUUCAUUAAAUGUAAAUUGUAAUACUACUGAAAAAAAUAUGAAUGAGGAUAUUAUUGAUAAAAUUAAAAUAAAUUCUACAAAUCAUAUAGUGGAAGAAAACCUUAAAAAUAUAAAUGAAAAUGAAUUGAAAAUGAAUCAUAAUUUAAUCAAUAACUAUACAAAUAAGGAACAAGUAAAAACAAAUGAUGAAUUAAUAAAUAGUAUAAGUAAUCCAAAUGUUCAAUAUUUUGAUCCUAUUAAAAAGAAUUCUAAUUUAACAAAUGAUAAUUUUAUGAAUAAACAGGAUUACAUGAAUAAUUAUGUUCAACCUCCAUAUUCUUUUAUACCACCUUCAUAUCAAGUAUUAGAAAAUUCAUCCAGUAGAAAUCAAAAAUAUAUUACACAAAGAAAAGAACGACAAAAAAUUGUUGCUACAAAAUCUCCUUUUAAAAAUAUUCCAUAA
Plasmodium gallinaceum is the source of this 2688-nucleotide messenger RNA. It is a transcript of the gene PSOP24, whose product is annotated as secreted ookinete protein, putative. NCBI's taxonomy places the organism in Eukaryota, Apicomplexa, Aconoidasida, Haemosporida, Plasmodiidae. Bases 1 to 2688 code for a protein of 895 amino acids. The record is from RefSeq and is a predicted model, not a curated record. The transcript has 4 exons.